Molecule: messenger RNA, 354 nt
Organism: Impatiens glandulifera
Lineage: Eukaryota; Viridiplantae; Streptophyta; Magnoliopsida; Ericales; Balsaminaceae
Exons: 1
Coding region: 1-354 (117 amino acids)
Source: RefSeq, a predicted model, not a curated record
AUGGCUGCUACAGGGGCUUCCGGCGACGGAUUCAUCCGUGGGUUCUUCGAUGGAUGCAUCUCCGAUCCCGAUUCCGGUAUUAAUCGCCGUCCCUACCACAAGAAUUGCACCUGCGCUCUUCACAAAUCGCGAACCCAAUGUUCUCAUACUAGUACCACCGGUUGCAAUAACGUCUCCUAUCCGAUUCGCCGGACUUGGAGCGAAGGUUCAUUCACGAGAUUGAUUGCUUCGGCGGCUACGUAUGUUUCUCCUGGAUCAUCUCCGGCAUUGGCGACGGCGACGGCGACGGCGACGAACAGUCCUGUCUCUAAAGCCGCUGCAAAGGCGUAUCUAUUUCCUUAUAAUGAAGAAUAG